This is a messenger RNA of Penicillium nucicola, 1329 nucleotides long. RefSeq names its product putative neutral amino acid permease. Gene Ontology annotation, biological process: amino acid transmembrane transport. Gene Ontology annotation, molecular function: amino acid transmembrane transporter activity. Gene Ontology annotation, cellular component: vacuolar membrane. The record is from RefSeq and is a predicted model, not a curated record. Bases 1 to 1329 code for a protein of 442 amino acids. Lineage: Eukaryota; Fungi; Ascomycota; Eurotiomycetes; Eurotiales; Aspergillaceae. The transcript is spliced from 4 exons.
AUGGCAUCCCAUGCAGAUGAGAUUAAGGAAGCCCCUCCCUACACAGACGACCCCAACAUCACCGACACACAAGAAGCUGAAAUCGAAGACAAAUUCGAAGUCUUCAAACGCGGUGAUGGCCAAGUCGAUUUUAGGACUGUUAGUUGGAUCCGGGCUUCGGUCAUCUUCCUCAAGAUUAUCUUCGCAACCGGUGUCCUCUCUAUCCCCUCAUUGAUGUACCAGCUAGGAGCGUUUCCUGGCGCCGUCAGUGUAGUCGGCUGGACUCUACUCAAUACUUACUGCGCUAUUGUGCAGGGCAACUUCCGCAAUGCCUAUCCAGGCUGCCACUCCAUCGCCGAUAUGGCCCACUUGGUCGGUGGCCCGAUCGUGAAGGAGCUUGUUGGCUUCCUGUUUACAGUCAGCUAUGUGAUUGUUGCAGCGUCGGGUAUCAUCGGCGUGUCGACUGCCCUCAAUGCCCUGUCGCUGCAUUCUAUCUGUACCGUCUGGUUUUCGUUCAUUGGAACCAUCAUCAUUGCGAUGUGUGCUAGUGUACGCAAGUUCUCCCAUAUCGGCUGGCUCACCUGGGUCGGAUUUGGCAGUGUCUAUAUUGCUGUCUUCAUCAUUGUCAUCGGCGUCACGGUACGAGACCGACCGGCAGCAGCCCCCCAGACAGGCGACUAUGACUUCGGCUACCAUGUCAUCGGAACCCCCGAUUUCACCACGGGCAUCACAGCCUCCGCAACGAUCUUCGUCUCCAGCGCCGCGACAUCCGCCUUCCUCCCCGUCAUCUCAGAGAUGCGCCGACCCAAAGACUACCCCAAAGCAGUCUAUCUCAGCAUGAGCCUGGUCACAGCCUCGUACCUCACCUUCAGCCUUGUAAUCUACGCCUGGUGCGGCAAGUGGAUCGCGUCUCCAUCGCUCGGCAGCGCCGGCGAAACCGUCAAGCGGGUCGCCUAUGGGAUCGCCCUCCCAGGCCUCAUCAUCAGCGGCUGCCUCUACGUGCACGUUGCCGCCAAGUACAUCUUUGUGCGAAUCCUCCGCAACUCACGGCAUUUACAGGCAAACACUGCCGUGCAUUGGGGUACUUGGCUCUCGUGUACGAUUGGCGUCGCGGCCAUUUCAUUUGUCUUGGCAUGCGCCAUUCCUAUCUUCAACUAUGUCUUGGCAUUGUCAUCGGGGUUAUUGGAGGGGGGCGUGCUGAGGAUGAUGAUGUAUGCUUUCCAUGUUUUCCUUGUGCUGUUAGGGUUGUUUAUGGCUGUUGGUGGCACUUAUGGUGUUGUCGUGCAGAUCAAGGAUGCCUAUGCAGACGGGGAGAUCGCGUCUGCAUUUUCUUGUGCGGAUAAUAGUUGA